This is a messenger RNA of Sycon ciliatum, 1205 nucleotides long. Its product is annotated as ankyrin repeat and SOCS box protein 13-like. Gene Ontology annotation, biological process: protein localization to ciliary inversin compartment. The coding region runs from base 241 to 765 and encodes 174 amino acids. Gene Ontology annotation, cellular component: ciliary inversin compartment. Gene Ontology annotation, molecular function: protein binding. The transcript is spliced from 5 exons. NCBI's taxonomy places the organism in Eukaryota, Metazoa, Porifera, Calcarea, Leucosolenida, Sycettidae. The record is from RefSeq and is a predicted model, not a curated record.
ACCGCGCCGUACCACCCAGACUCCCAGUGCAGUCAGGGUUCAUUUUGGUUUGUUUACAGUCGGUAAUGGAACAGGAAGGCUGUGCGGUGUUUGAGCUGGUCAUUUUGUAUAGCGUUUUGUGACGAGCUCGUGGUAGUUCUGCGGGGAAGUGAAGACUCCUUGCGGCCCUCACCGGACCGUGGAGUUGGAGGAGCCACUAUCAAUUGCCAGCUGCAUUGUGCAUGUGCAGCAUCGGCAGUGAUGGCACCGGUGAUUGGUUCCCAGGUCCUUCGGUACGCCAGGCAGGAUAACCUAGAGGAUCUAAAAGCCAAGAUACUUGAAGGCGGUGUUUUCAAAGAAGAAGUCAAACUUCACAAGGAUGGCAAUGAUAAUCCAUUGUUGGCAAUGUUACUGAAGGAUGCCUGCAGCCACAAAGCUACUUCUGUUGUUAAGUUCUUGGCAAGCACUGUUGACAAGCACAUGCUGAACCAUCAAGGGUAUUACAGUUUGCCUACGGUAUCAACUAUACCACACUACGGUAGUGCUCUUCAUGCAGCUGUUAGUCGAGGCUCCGUGGAUUGUUUACGGUAUUUGCUCGAUGCCGGUGCGCACACAAACGUAACUGAUCUUAAUAGACGAACACCACUUCACGAUGCCACUAUGAAGAACCAGGCCGACUGCGUUCUUCAUCUUCUGCAAGCUGGAGCUAACCCAGAUGAAAGAGAUCAGGCAGGUUAUGGAACAGCCAUUUCAAUAUACUCUGCUAAUGCAUUUCCUGAAAACUAACUUUAUGAAGAAAUCAAAGUCUGUGUUGGUAAACUGCUGGAAAGUGCUCAGUGUGCCGGGUGCAGAGCUUUUUCACAAUGCUUAUUCCAAAAUUAUGUUACAACAGAUCCUGACUACACCCCUCUCUCUUUCAUUUAAAACAGUUAUUUGAAGAUUCACUCUAUGCCAUAACUCGGAGCAUCAUGUUGCUUGUGUUGUGAUUGCGGUUGGUCGGAGAGCACAUUUCUGUGAUGAAUUGAGGAGACUUCUGGAAUAAACAGGCUUAAAGCUGCCUCUUGCCCUCUUUCAUAUCAAUGUAUCCUCCACAGACGAACAUGUGGCAUUCAAUGUGUACAAUCAUCUCUCAUAGUGAGCCCUGUUCUUUGUUGGCUACUUGUUGAACAUACACUUGUGUUAUAGUGGAGAAAGACACCUCUUCACUAUGCCAAUGAGAGGGGGGC